This is a messenger RNA of Ctenocephalides felis (cat flea), 942 nucleotides long. Its product is annotated as RNA polymerase II degradation factor 1-like. Gene Ontology annotation, molecular function: transcription coactivator activity. Gene Ontology annotation, biological process: regulation of DNA-templated transcription. The coding region runs from base 1 to 942 and encodes 313 amino acids. Gene Ontology annotation, cellular component: nucleus. The transcript is spliced from 3 exons. The record is from RefSeq and is a predicted model, not a curated record. Lineage: Eukaryota; Metazoa; Arthropoda; Insecta; Siphonaptera; Pulicidae.
AUGGGUAGCGGUAUAGAAUUGAAAAGGGCAGAAUUUCGGAAAUAUUUAGAACGCUCUGGUGUUGUAGAAGCUUUAACGCGAGCUCUGAUUGCCUUGUAUUCAGUUGAGAACAAACCGGAUGAUCCGGUAGAAUUUGUCAAAAAUAAUUUAAUGGAACGCGAUAAUGAUGCUAAUACCUUGUUGGAUGAACUCGAAGGUGCUCUGCAUCGGGUCAAUGAAUUAGAGCAGGAAUUGAUAAAACUUCAAGAAGAAGCAGGCUUACCGCCGGAUGUCAAUAUACCCAUGACACCAGAAAAUACUGGUUCAGAGCAAGAAUUAGCUUCCGGAGAUAUAGUUGAAACAAGCGGCGAUGCAGCAGGUGAACAAAAAGCUGAUGUUGUAGAUGAGCCGCCAAAAAUUGAAAGUGAAGUAUCAGAAGUUCCAAAUUCUGAGGAAAAUAAGACUUCGGAAUUACAGCAAAAUGUAGCUUCUGAAUCUGUUGAGAAAGAUCAAGUUGAACCUGUAGCCGAAGAAAAUGUCGCACCAUCGCCCGAAGAAAAUGUCGCACCAUCGCCCGAAGAAAACGUCGAACCCACAACGGGAGAAGUAGUUGGAGGUGAAUCAGCUUCUCCUCAAGCAGAGCAACAACAAGCUACUGAAGUAGAGCAACAACAAGCUACUGAAGUAGAGCAACAACCAGCAAACGAAGUAGAGCAGCAACCAACAACCGAAGCAGAGCAACCGGUUGUUGAAGAAGAGCAAAAGGUGGAUCAAGAGGCCGCCCAAAAAGAAACUAAACGACAGAGUUCAACACCAUCUGAAAUCACACCACCUCCUGCUGGCAGCGAGGAGGAAAGUUCGUCAAAUCAAAUAACAACAGUGGAACCAUCUGCUGAGGAAACAGAGAAAAUAGAGGCAGAAAACAACGCAAAAAUGAUCUAUGUUUAUGGUUGUGAGCGCUGA